CGCACUGGAGAUUGAGUGAGUGGGGGGGAUUAAUCAGUACAAAGCCCCCGGGCUUGGGUGCUCUACAAUAUUUUAUCACUAGCUUGAGCGUUGGGAGGAGGUUUGAUUGAAGCUUGGUAAUAGUAAAGCCGUCUGUUCCGUCUCGGUGGUCGAGUUGGUUGACGACGUAGGCGUAGCUCAUAGGCGCUUGAUGAGGCGCUGGUGUUGAGCAGUGAACCUGUUUCCCUGGCUGCUGAUGAAGUCUCACAGGUCGUCAUUCGGAUAGCUUACAACUUUCUUGGUAUUCUACUGGUUUUGGGGCAUACGAAGCACCGGCUUUUGAAUUUGGUUCUCUAUAAGGGAUUUUUUGUCAUUUACAAAGUUGAUGUGCAGAUGUUGGACAUGAAUCUGGGCACGAAUUGGCAGUAGAACAAUGUGUGAAACAUUUCACGGCCCAUGGAUUUGCAGUUUUAGUUACUGAACGUUCUUGCGGUAGCAAGAGAUGGAUUGUUAGAUUCACGGUUGCUGCGAGAUGAUUUGAUUGUCAUGUAUAUUAUGUUGAGAUUGUCUUAGUCUGAAAAAGGAUAACUGCGAUCUACAUUCCUUGUACUUCGAUUCUUACUUUAGCUGCUGACUAAAGGGACGAUACUGAUCUCGUGAAUAGACCAUGUUGCUGCAGGCUAUGGUUUUAAACAUUGUUGGCUUUUGAGUAGUCUAUGCCGGUCACUGCCAUGCAUGCUUGGCUUAGAUAGGUAGACUCAGUGCUUUCAGUGCACGGCCCAUUUGUAACGAUCAUCUUGCGACCGGUGCAUCGCUCUAGUGGAUGUUCAUGCGUUGUCGAUCUAUUGACAAGAAAGUUGGUCUAUCUUGUGAAAUUCUGCAAGGACCCAGUAGAUGCACUGGCUUGUGUAUCACACGUUAGUAAAAUGCGCUGAAUAUUUAAUGGAUCGUCCUACACCACUAAUAAUCUGACUUCGAAGACCAUGAACACAUGUUUGGGCCAAGGUGCACGGCAAUAUGCUAUUCCAGGAGAUCACAGCUUGUAGAUGAUUUUGUGGUCUUGUCCCUACUGGAAAUUUCCGGCUUUCGUCUUCAAAUACACGGAAGGAAUUUAAUAAAUCAACAUAGAGGAGCGCAAGAUCCUGGAUAAUACUUUGCAUGGCAACUAUGUGCGUCGGCAAAAAUAGUCUAGAGAUGCAGGGCUCGAACAUGGAACUACCACCUGGAUUCCGUUUUCAUCCUACAGAUGAAGAGCUUGUAAGCUACUAUCUGACCAGGAAGAUCAGGAACCCCGAUUUCUCUGUAAGGGCCAUUGGAGAAGUGGACCUGAAUAAGUGCGAACCGUGGGACCUUCCUGUGAAAGCAACGUUUGGGGAGAAGGAGUGGUACUUUUUUAGCCUACGAGACCGAAAGUAUCCAACGGGAUUAAGAACCAACAGAGCCACUGAGAAGGGCUACUGGAAAGCAACAGGCAAGGACAAGGAUGUUCUACGUUCUGGCGAUCACUCGCUAGUGGGCAUGAAGAAAACGUUGGUAUUCUACCGUGGUCGCGCACCUAAGGGCGAGAAGACUAGUUGGAUAAUGCACGAGUAUCGAGUGGAGAGUGACUCUAGUAAUCAGACCAACCAGGAGCUGCCACGAUCCAAGGAUGAAUGGGUGGUUUGCCGGGUAUUUUACAAAAACGGCGGAGGGAGGCACAAGUAUGUCUUGCACAGUGGUUUGGACUCUCUCCCAAACAACUCCGAUUCUGCAAUCCCUGGCCAUCUUGAGAGCUCCCCAAAUCCUUCAGUGAACGAGGAUGGAGACUGUGAUACAAGAGUCAAAGGAGCGGAAAGGGAGGUCACCUGGAUGGGCGGGCCCAAAUUGGGAGUCAGUAUCACACCCACAAGAUUAAAGUCCAUUGCAGCUUCAUCUCCUGAUACAAACAUCUCACUGUACAACCAAAACCCAAAUUUUCUGGAUUUUGGCAUCUCUCCUCAUGGCGCGAUGUCAAAUAUGACGUCCUUGAAGUCAUUCAACCGAAAUGGAAACCGUAUGCGAUUGAAGGACGAACCAUACUAUGCAUGUGAAGGAGAGGAUGGAGCUCAAACCAACCAGGGUUUGGGUUUAGAUUACUCGUGGUGUGGAGGCGUUAUUUACCAAGAUAUGUCCCUCGAGGGUCCGAUUGCCCCAUUUCUGUCCUUGACUGCUGAAAUUGAUUGCAUUACAGAGAGUUUCAGUGAGGAGCAGCAAGCCCGGCCCCCCAGCCGUAUCCGAAGCUUAUCCGGCGUCCCUGAGAUCCACGGACCCAUGGACACUCUUCAGGAAAUCAUAACUUCGACCUGCUGAACCCGAAUUCUUAGGGUUACAUGUAAUCGAGUGGGGCAGGUAGUGAUCAAUACCAAUCACGGUGCCGCUUAGAAGGCUAAAAUGUACAGUGCGCAUUUACGUAGCCUAGCCGGGGACGAACUACAAAAUUUUUAAAAUGUAUCGUGACGUUAUAAAUUUUUUACUUACUAGUAUCCUGAUGGCUCUACCCCCUCA
Messenger RNA from Physcomitrium patens, 2502 nucleotides. RefSeq lists its product as uncharacterized. Lineage: Eukaryota; Viridiplantae; Streptophyta; Bryopsida; Funariales; Funariaceae. Gene Ontology annotation, molecular function: DNA binding. Gene Ontology annotation, biological process: regulation of DNA-templated transcription. The record is from RefSeq and is a predicted model, not a curated record.